GAAAGCUCCCUCCUCUUCCCAUCGUCCAUCUCCCCCCCCCCCCACCCCCGGCAUGCCCCGCUACCUCCGGAUAUACAUCGCCGUCGCCGCACUCGCCCUCCUCGCCGCCGUGCACUACCACCUGCAGCCGUUCUCCCUCGCAAGACGCCGCACGCCCUCCACCGCACAGUCGUACCCCCUCGGUCUGUCGGCAGAAGACGGCCAGCUCGUCGACAGCGCAGGCCUUGUUGUUGACGAGAAGGGCCUGGUAUCCUACUCGCCGGGCCAUGCGGCCAGACAUCCCGUCGAGAUACUCAUCGAACGGGGCAAAACGCUGGCAGACGAGACGGAGAGCAAGAUCGCAAGUGUCAAGUCUCUGAAGGAUUCCGCAAUGGACUAUGUCACGGCGUUUGGCAUGAAGCCGCCCCAAGGGUUUGAGGCAUGGUAUGCCUAUACGCAAAGCGUGCCUGCACCUCACCCGCUUUCUAUCCCCUCACUUAUCCCUCUUGCCCAUAGACCCAUGCUUCCUUUCCUUUCCCACUCAGCUUCAAUAUUGCGUGAGCGGGUUGAGGCGCUACGUGAAACUGCCGAGUCCAUCUUUACAUUGACAUUCGUUCCUGAUGGCCAGGGAGAUCGAGGUACAGCCUGUACGGCGAAUGAAAAAUGGAAUAAAAUGGACUGGCGCGUAAGGGGCAAGGGCAGGGUGCUGGUCAGAGGUGCGGCCGGCUGGAGCUGGAGGUGCAACAAUACUCUGUCUCUCCUCUUACCAUUACUCCCUCUCAUGCCUGAAAAAAUGUUCAGCCAUAAUCCUCCACUGGAGCUCGCUUUUUCUACCGAAGAUGGGCCUCGCGGUUUGGUCCACAACACUUUCCGAGAACGAAGCGAAAACUUGGCCCGUGCAGGUAGAUUAUGGCCAAAAAGUCAACUGCACCAGGCCGAACAGGCCAUGAGAUGGACUUAUGGGUUUUCCUGGUCAUGUCCCGAACAUACCCCUCUCAAAGAUCAUGCCGCAGACGUGAUCCUUAAUGAUUUACCCGACAUCGUGUCUGCCCAAUCACAACAUGUAAAGGAACCCAAGACAUUUAUCGCCGAUUUUGACAGGAGCGUAGAUUAUUGCGUGAACCCUGAUCUUAUGAAUUCUCAUAACAUGCUAUUAUCCGAUCAGAGUAUAGCAGCAGCGAAUCUCAUUCCUGCUUUGGUCGCCUGCAAAACCAAAUGGAAUUCAGAUCUUGUGGGCGUACCCCUCGAUGGUGUUUACGAAACUGUCAAAUUUGUUCCCUGGGAAGACAAGGAGGUCAGCAAAGCAUUCUGGCGAGGUUCAGCCACAGGCCUCUUCCACGACAAGAACAAACCAUGGCGCCAGUCUCAGCGUGAACGUCUUCACUGGUUCGGCACCAACAUGACCGGCACCGUCCCCUUGCUCUUACCCGAUGGAUCGAUCAAGGAUUGGGACCGGGCCGAUUUGGUGGAUAAGUGGUUGGAUAUUGGGUUGAGCGGUGGGCCGACACAGUGUGAUGCCGAGGACGGAAGUUGUGCUGCGAUGGCCGAGGAAAUCGAUUUCAAAAACCGGGUCACUAAACAAGACGCUAUCAAAUAUAAAUAUGUCAUUGACGUGGACGGUAACGGUUGGAGCUCGAGGUUUAGGAGGCUGUUACAGGGUAACAAUGUAGUCUUCAAGAGCACUCUUUAUCCUGAAUGGUUCCAUGAAAUACUAAUUCCCUGGUACCACUAUGUUCCCACAAAACUCGACUACUCUGACGUCUUCGACACCCUGGCCUUCUUUCAAGGAUCACCUGAUGGCAGUAUCCCAGGUCGGGACGAUCUCGCCAAAGAGAUUGCCGGCCAUGCGUACAAAUUCGUGCAGGAAAGAUGGAGGGAAGAGGAUAUGAGGUCGUUCAUGUACCUCCUCAUUUUAGAGUACUGGCGUUUGAUGUCUGAUGAUAGGAAAGCGGCUUCGUAUCAGGGGUGAUUUAGGGGGUUUUUUUUAUAGGAUUCAAUAGGUUCGUAUAGAUUAGUCUUUGGGUUUACAUUUUUAUAUGAAGGACGUUC
Molecule: messenger RNA, 2028 nt
Organism: Cryptococcus deneoformans JEC21
Lineage: Eukaryota; Fungi; Basidiomycota; Tremellomycetes; Tremellales; Cryptococcaceae
Exons: 15
Coding region: 53-1948 (631 amino acids)
Source: RefSeq, a predicted model, not a curated record